Seriola aureovittata is the source of this 566-nucleotide messenger RNA. It is a transcript of the gene c14h10orf53, whose product is annotated as chromosome 14 C10orf53 homolog. NCBI's taxonomy places the organism in Eukaryota, Metazoa, Chordata, Actinopteri, Carangiformes, Carangidae. The transcript is spliced from 3 exons. The record is from RefSeq and is a predicted model, not a curated record. Bases 18 to 308 code for a protein of 96 amino acids.
CAUGGUAACAACAAACAAUGCCGUCGAGCGCGCAGGUGACAAUUUGCUACGGACCGUAUGAAUCCAGCGGAGUUGUACAACACAGGACCUUCCGCCUGCAGGGUCUCCGAGCCGCACUGACUGUGAGCGGGCACCAGUGCAUCUUGAAAGAAACGAAGGAGUGGAACAAGGUGGAGCUCGUGGUCAACGGGGAGCUCGUCUUCACCUGUCAUAUAAAGCAGCUGGAGUUCGGCGGAGAUGGAAAACUGGACCCUGUUUGCAAGGAGGCUGUUGCUGCUGUGGAGAAUGCUAAAGUUAACAGAGCCUGACAUUUGAAUGUAUAAAACAUGAUUUACCACAUUGUCAGUUGGUGAUGGUAAUUUGCUUAAUUGCAGAUUUGUACUUGUGGGCCAGUCUUUUGGGGGGGGGGGGGGGGAUUUAUGUUAACACAUUUAUUGUCUUAGUUUAUAUUUGGACUGACUUGAAACAUAUUCUUAAAUUGUUUAUGUAAUUACCACAGGGACACAGAAAACCUGGAAACAGGUAAUAAAAUUCACCAUUGAUUUGUGGGUCCAUGGGAAAAUAAU